Spinacia oleracea (spinach) is the source of this 1854-nucleotide messenger RNA. RefSeq names its product alcohol dehydrogenase-like 6. The record is from RefSeq and is a predicted model, not a curated record. NCBI's taxonomy places the organism in Eukaryota, Viridiplantae, Streptophyta, Magnoliopsida, Caryophyllales, Amaranthaceae. The transcript is spliced from 10 exons. The coding region runs from base 220 to 1374 and encodes 384 amino acids. Gene Ontology annotation, biological process: formaldehyde catabolic process. Gene Ontology annotation, molecular function: zinc ion binding; S-(hydroxymethyl)glutathione dehydrogenase [NAD(P)+] activity; alcohol dehydrogenase (NAD+) activity. Gene Ontology annotation, cellular component: cytosol.
GAACAAGUGAAUUUUUCUGAUGGAGUUAUGUUACCUACCCACCCCUAUAUGUGAAUAGAACAUGGUGCCUACUUCUGCUGCUCCAUUGACUCACUACAAUCAGCGCGAUCGCUAAUCACAAUUUCACAAAUCACAUCUUCAUAUACCCAGUCUUCUUCUACUAUUCCACAUUCAGCAACCAAAUUCUUCAGUUAAUCCUCACUUUAAUUAUUCUGCAAUAUGUCAUCUUCCACUACAACCAUCAAUCGAUCAUCUCAGGUUAUUACCUGCAAAGCGGCGGUGGCAUGGGGACCAGGGAAAGAGCUGGUGAUGGAGGAAGUGGAAUUGAGUCCGCCGCAACCCAUGGAAAUUCGGAUCAAAGUUGUGUGCACGUCUCUUUGUCGAAGUGACGUCACUGCUUGGCAAUCGCAGUUAACUCCGAUCUUUCCUAGGAUCUUUGGCCAUGAAGCAUCAGGGAUUGUUGAGAGCGUGGGGCAAGGGGUGACGGAAUUUCAAGAAGGUGAUCACGUGCUUACAUUAUUUACGGGAGAGUGUAUGACAUGCAGACAUUGCUUAUCUACUCAAAGCAAUAUGUGUCAAGUUCUUGGUCUGGAAAGGAGAGGUGUCAUGCACAGUGAUCAGAAGACACGUUUUUCAAUCAAAGGAGAGCCCGUGUAUCAUUAUUGUGCAGUCUCAAGUUUUAGUGAGUUCACUGUUGUUCACUCUGGUUGUGCUGUUAAAGUGAGAUCUGAUGUUCCUUUGGACAAACUUUGUCUUCUCAGUUGCGGAGUGGCUGCAGGUCUAGGUGCUGCUUGGAAGGUUGCUGAUAUAUCAAAACAAUCAACAGUUGUCAUCUUUGGUCUUGGAACUGUCGGUCUCUCUGUAGCUCUGGGUGCCAAACUAAGGGGAGCUUCUCAUAUAAUUGGUGUUGACACAAACUCUGACAAAUUUGAGAAAGCAAGAUUAUUUGGAAUAACAGACCUUAUCAACCCGACAGACCACGAAGAACCUAUACAUCAGGUCAUUAAGCGUAAGACUAAUGGAGGAGCAGAUUAUGCAUUUGAGUGUGUGGGUGAUACUGGAACUGUAACAACUGCUUUGCUCUCAUGUUGUGAUGGGUGGGGUUUGACUGUUACUCUUGGUGUACCAAAAGUGGAGCCUGAAGUGAAAGCUCAUUAUGGACUGCUUCUUUCUGGAAGAACAUUGAAAGGGUCGCUAAUUGGAGGGUGGAAACCUAAGUCCGAUAUUCCAAAAUUGGUGGACAUGUACAUCAGAAAGGAAAUCCCGAUAGAUCAAUUUAUCACUCAUGAUCUUCAAUUUGCUGAUAUCAACAAAGCUUUCGAGCUUAUGAUUGGUGGGAAGUGUUUACGCUGUGUAAUUCACAUGCCAAACUAGAUUUAAACCGGUACGAUAAAUGCGAACAAUGAUACUGCUCAAUUAUAUGAAAGUAUAUCUACAUAACUGAGUUCCUACACAAAAUACAGAUUGGUCUAUCCAUUCGUCAUUUUUCCAAUACCAAAUGGAAGAAAACUUUCAAUUCCCUUACUGAAGUUAACAAAGAUGCUGCUCUACUGUAUCAAAGUUCUAAGUUGUUGCUGGGUUAAACAUCAAUUCAUCUAGCUAAGCUGAAGUACAGGAAUUGAGAGAAGCAGUAAACAAAGACGCCCUAUUUUUACAUAAAGUUUGUGUGUGACGUUGUAUUAAAUUAGUGACUUAACCAAAAAAAAAAAUGUGACAGUAUCAUUCAAAAGUUUCAGAACAAUCUUCCUGUAGUGUUGUUUGAUUACCGGAAAUAUUUCCUCGUACGUAUUUCUAACCCAUCAGGGGAAAAUUAUUAUUCGGAAUUAAUUAUACAUGUGAAAAAAGAUUUCUAUA